UAUUUUUAUUCAUUCUUCCCCCCCUCUCAAACGAUCCUAUUUCUUCAUCUGCUUUCCUUUUUCCGUUUUCCAUUUCGUACGUAUAUUCGUUCUAUUUUCUCUUCUUAUCGUAUCCUUGGAGAAUGGCGGUGAGUGGUGUUGGUGAGAUGAUCGGUGCCGGAGGAUCUUCUCCCUGGAUUCAGUUGAGGGAUCGGUGGUCCAGAAAGAAGGCGAAUCGAUCUAGGGUUUCUCGUGUCUCUGCGUCUCUCAAUCUCACUGAUCCCUACAAGACUCUUCGGAUUCAACCUGGUGCUUCUGAAUCUGAAGUGAAAAAGGCUUUCAGACGAUUGGCUUUGCAGUAUCAUCCGGAUGUGUGUAGAGGAAGCAAUUGCGGUGUACAGUUUCACCUCAUCAACGAAGCUUACGAUACUGUGAUGAGCAAUUUCAGGGAAGAAUCGAAGCACGGGGAGAUGUUCGAGGAGAUAGACGAAUCCAUGAGAGGAUAUGACGAUCCUGAUUGGGAGUUGUGGGAAGAGUGGAUGGGAUGGGAAGGAGCUGGAAUUCGCGACUAUUCAUCUCAUAUCAAUCCCUAUAUUUGAAAAAUAAAUACUCGUAUUCCUACUUAUUUAGACCAACUGUCUAUUUGUAUAUAUGGAGAUGGUUUUUUAAUCAUCCCUCUGUAAAUAGUGGAACAACAAAUUGUUCAAAUAAUAAUAAUAAUACUGCAUCAUCUUUGGAAGAAA
This is a messenger RNA of Vitis riparia (riverbank grape), 722 nucleotides long. RefSeq names its product chaperone protein dnaJ 8, chloroplastic-like. The record is from RefSeq and is a predicted model, not a curated record. NCBI's taxonomy places the organism in Eukaryota, Viridiplantae, Streptophyta, Magnoliopsida, Vitales, Vitaceae.